This is a messenger RNA of Gigantopelta aegis, 2931 nucleotides long. Its product is annotated as protein slit-like. NCBI's taxonomy places the organism in Eukaryota, Metazoa, Mollusca, Gastropoda, Neomphalida, Peltospiridae. Gene Ontology annotation, molecular function: protein binding. The record is from RefSeq and is a predicted model, not a curated record. Gene Ontology annotation, biological process: B cell proliferation involved in immune response; cellular response to lipopolysaccharide; positive regulation of lipopolysaccharide-mediated signaling pathway. Bases 1 to 2931 code for a protein of 976 amino acids. The transcript has a single exon. Gene Ontology annotation, cellular component: extracellular matrix.
AUGCUAGAUCCAGCAACUCUUUCACCGUUAGCAAUGUUGAAAGAACUCUCCAUUGACAACAAUUCCAUCAGUCUGAUCCAGGAUUUUUACUUUAACUCCAAUUUAGCAUCAUUGAAGAUUUUAAAGUUAGCAGGUAAUAAUUUAACACAUAUUGGAAAGAACUAUCUUACAGGCUUGGUUUCUCUUGUAGAACUGAAUCUUUCUAACAAUAACCUGGCAGAAAUAAACGGUCACGAAUUCAACUCAUUAUUGUCACUUACUACACUGGAUCUGUCAAGCAAUAAAUUAACAACUCUUCGGGCAAAGAUAUUUAAUGACAUGCCUAAUCUGCAGAUGCUUAAUCUGGAAAACAACAUGAUUGUCAGUAUCGCAGAACAGUCAUUCUUGGGGACAGGUAUAAUGUCUAUAAAUCUGAAUUCAAAUUCCUUUCUUGAUAUUCCAACACUAAGUAUUCAGUAUGUUGCAGAAACAUUAACAUCCUUAAAGCUUGCGGAAAACCAUAUAAUAAAACUUGAUUCCAACAGCUUCAGUUCACUUAGCCUAGAUGUUCUAGAUAUAAAUAGAAAUCGUAUCACAUAUAUUGAUGCUAUGGCCUUCAACAGUAGCCUCAUCACUAUCUGCAAUUUGGAAGACAAUCAAUUGCAAGACCUGCCAGCCGAACUUGAUGAAUUCUUCUCCUCUUCACAAAGUGUAUACAUUGGUGGAAAUCCGUGGGUCUGUGACUGCAAUUCGUUGUGGCUUGCACAGUUCAUCAGAGAUGCAGGUUCCAGUUUUCUGAAAUACAAACAGUCUCAGAAUGCUCUGGACCCACAGUGCUUUUCUCCAAAGUCCUUUCAGAACAUGACACUGGGAGAGACUGCUUCUGACCUCGAAUCUUUGUGUGUUACAACGACAACAUCAGUGGUAAGUUCCACCAUGGGUAUCAGCACAACAACACCCACUGAUACAUUGCCUGUCACAAAUUGGUCUCCAGGAUCGAAAUUUGAAACUUCAUUGCCAAAAUCCUCUUGUCCGUCUGAGUGUUCUGUAUGUGAACGCGAUGUUGUAACAGGUGAUGUUUUUAAAGUCAAAUGUACUGGAAUAAACCCAAUAUACAUUCCAGAUACAGUUCAAGAAAUGGAACUAUCUAAUUAUUCUGUACCAGAUGGGGUCCUCAACAAAGAUAUUUUGGCAAAUAAAUUACACCUCCAAUAUCUGAUGCUUGAACAGUGUGGAAUAAACACCAUUGCCGGCGAUGCGUUUCAAAAGCUGUCUUCGCUGUCGAGAUUAUAUCUAAAUGGUAACAAUAUAUCAGUUAUAGGGUCUGGAACCUUCCAAAACCUCAAUGGUCUGAAGGAACUAAAUUUGGCAGGUAACUCUUUAACCAGUAUCAGUGAAGACACCUUUUCUGGUUUAUCAAAUCUCACAUUUCUGGCCCUUAUGAAUAACAAAAUAGCAUCCAUAGCUGCCAAUUCGUUCAGACAUCUACAAAACGUGCAAGGAAUAUUCCUUUCCUCAAAUCAGAUUAAUUAUUUUGAUUCAUCAGUCUUUUCUGGUUCAUCUACUUUACUCAUGGUUGAUGUUUCUAACAAUAAUAUAAAAGCUAUCCAAGAAAUAGCCUUUUCAGGAACAUCACUGGAAUUUCUGGAUCUAACCUCUAACCAGCUACAAAAUGUUCCAGUUGAAGCUAUAAAGCACAUGUCAGGCACUCUUCAUGAUCUCUAUCUGGGGCACAACCAAAUAACAACACUCGAAGCUAAUGUAUUUGAAGGAUUCAAUUUCAAUUCUUUGAAACUCAGUGGGAACCGUCUGUCCAACAUUGAUGCAUUGACAUUCAAUAACGCUACAGCAAUAAUAACUGACCUUAGUGACAACAGAAUAAAAACUCUGCCCUUCGAAUUCCUCUCUUUUCUGGAGCAGUCACUCAGCGUCUACCUAGGAGAUAACCCAUGGUCGUGCAGCUGUGACACAUUUUGGUUUGUGCAGUUUAUUCGUGAACAAGCUGAACUGUCGAAUUUUCUCAAGUAUAAGGAAUCAGAAUUUUCCUCAGACCCCACAUGCGGAGAACCGACGGCAUUUGAAGCUAUGCUAUUUGUUGAUGUUGCAUCGUUCUUAAAAGCAGAUUGUAAAACUACGAUAUCUACCACGGCCGAUGUAACAACAGCUGAAACGAAUGUGGCAACUACCACCACAGAUACUGUAUUAUCAACGAAGGCAUCCGCAACACGUCACGGAGAGAUGACAACUGCUUUUGUAGAAUUAACAACAACCAGCACAGAUACUACAACUGCAAAUCGUGCAAGAACCAAACGAGAUACUGCAACAAACACGUUUGACAAAACACCAGAGAGUAGUAUAGAUGUCUGGACAAAAGGGACAUACACUACCACACCUACAACAGACACACCAAUAACUUCCGAGAGCACAGAAUCAGCAAUAACAGAAGUUGUACUGACAAACGUAAAGGACAACGUAACAACAACAGAUGCACCCAUACCUCCAAAAGGCGCACACUGGACGACAAGUACCACCACAGUGAAAGUGAAGACUCGACAACUGAUAAGAGACAAAGUAUCAAACAGGCGUCUCACUGCAAAGACAAAAAUUGUUCUCGGAGUCCUUUUCGGCACCCUUAGUGUCAUCUUUGUGUUAUUUGGGUUGCAUAUAGCAUUUCGCAAAUUCAAUAUUCGAUCCAAGCUUUGUCCAAAGAAACCAAUUCUUCCGAAACACAGGGUACCGAACGCCAUUCCAGCACCGCCAGUUUCCACGAACCCAAAAUCCAACAACUGCCCAGUGACAAAGGCCGAUGCAAAAGGUAACGUAGAUGACGUAACUGCGCGUGAUGGGGACCAAACGAUGGAAGACAAAACGUCAAAGGUGGAAGAUGAGAGAAGGAGAAGAGGAACUGCCUCGUCCAUUCUUAGACCUCCCCUACCCCCAGUUCAAGUAUAA